This is a messenger RNA of Debaryomyces hansenii CBS767, 576 nucleotides long. RefSeq lists its product as uncharacterized. The coding region runs from base 1 to 576 and encodes 191 amino acids. Lineage: Eukaryota; Fungi; Ascomycota; Pichiomycetes; Serinales; Debaryomycetaceae. The transcript has a single exon. The record is from RefSeq and is a predicted model, not a curated record.
AUGGCUAUUUUCAGAUCCAAAUCCUCCAAGAAGGACGAUUCUCACGAAGGAGAAGUUAGAUUUUCAAAACAAGACUUUGAUUCAUACAAAAUGACCACGAACAACAUGCACGAUCCGAUUUUAUCGGCCGUGAACGAAGCACAACCAUUCGAACAAGCAGCACAACAUGAUGCCCAAAGAAGACCAUCGUACUUAUCACAAGAAUCAGCCGAAUUAAAGGACAUCUUUGGAAACAACAUCAGACAAGCUGAUAUUUCGAAUCCAACCAGAUCAAGAAACGAAAGACCUUUGGACACGAUCCGGACGUUUGAAUACGCCAUCACAGGGGACCCUACUUACAAAGACCAAAUGGAAACACAAAGAUUAGGAUGGGGAUUCCAUGAAGACUUUUCAUACCACAAUAUGGGCGCCAGAGACGCGAAUGCUACUGGUACAGGAGAAUUUGAGAGACCUGUCAUCAACUUUGGUGCCAGUGAUGACCAAGGAGUGUACCAGGCCCCUAACUACAGUGCAACAUCGUUGCAACCGGAAGCUAAGAAGAAGAAGAAGGGGUUAUUUGGUCGUAAGAAGAAAUAG